Pollicipes pollicipes is the source of this 327-nucleotide messenger RNA. Its product is annotated as cuticle protein 19. Lineage: Eukaryota; Metazoa; Arthropoda; Thecostraca; Pollicipedomorpha; Pollicipedidae. The record is from RefSeq and is a predicted model, not a curated record. The coding region runs from base 1 to 327 and encodes 108 amino acids. The transcript is spliced from 2 exons. Gene Ontology annotation, cellular component: extracellular matrix.
AUGAAGCUGAUCGUCUUAUCCGCUCUGCUGGCUGUCGCCGCCGCCGGCCACUUCAACGAUUACUACGCCGUGCCAGACUACAGCACGGCCUACUCAGUCAAGGACCCGUACUCGGGCGUCAAAGUCGACAAACAAGAGAACCGGCUGGGCGACAAGACGGAGGGCUCCUACUCGCAGGUCCUUCCCGACGGCCGCUUGCAGGUGGUGAGGUACUGGGUGGACGGCUACUCGGGCUACAACGCUGACGUCCAGUACUACGGCGCCGCCAAGCAUCCGCAUACCCCGAUCCACCACGGCUACGGCAACGCUGGAUAUGUAUAUCACUAA